AACAAGAGUGGUAAGUGACGCUCACAUUCACCUGCGCGCGCGACGAAACCGCAGUUGCACACCGCGAUCGGAGCCGACCGCUUUAACUGUCAAACGCGUUCUUUUUUCGAAUUUCCGAACUUGUGUAGUUGCCAGUGCUGAGGCGACGGAUUUUUCCUGUUUUUCCAGUUUUACCACAUCAUGUCUUCUGAAAGACAUUGGGCGAGUGUUGCUGCCAUCCUGGCCUGUGCAGCGCUAGCAUCAUGCGCACAAAUUGAAGACCCCUGCAAGACAAAGUCGCGCGUGGUGGCCGACGACAAGUACUGUGACAAAUACUGGGAGUGCGACAACGGACAGUCAGUGCAGUACGACUGCCCCAAUGGUCUGGUCUUCGCUGGCAAACACAGAGGAGUGACGGAGGGCUGCGACUACCCGUGGCGGUCGAACUACUGCGAGUACCCUAAAGUACAAAUCAAUCCCCCAAUUGGCACGGAGCACUGUGACUGGUUGUACGGCAUCUUCGGGCACGAGACCUCCUGCACUCGCUACUGGACCUGCUGGAACGGGACAGCCACUGAGCAGCUGUGCAUCGGCGGUCUGCUGUACAACGAGAACGCCCACUCCUGUGACUGGCCUGAGAAUGUUGACGGCUGCCAGAAACAUCCUCUCUGCAACGAAGAUCCCAACGGCAACGUGCCCCUAGGCAAGUCCUGCAACAGAUACUGGCAGUGCCAAGGGGGCUACCCGCGCCUGCAGAGGUGUCCGGCGAUGCUGGUGUUCGACAGACGGUCGCUGAGGUGUGUUGUGCCGCCCACGGAGGAGUGCGAUGUGCCCACCACGACCGCCCCCCCACCGGAGGAAGAAGAGAACAGACCGAACCCGCACCAGUCAAAGCGGCCCAACAACGAGUACUCCGAGCAGGGCCGCCCCAGACCAAGGAACUAACUUCUAGAACCUUCUACAGUGAUACCAGAGUAAAUACAAAUGAGUAGGUCAUCUUCAUAGAAACGCACCGAGCGCGGUUUGUAUGUGAGCACACACUGACAAAAUUCGGCGCAACACCCCGCUAAUCCACGAUAAAUUUUGUCAGUGUGUGCGUGCGCGCCGCAUACGUAUUGGCGCGCUCACAUACCAACCGCGCUCGGUGCGUUUCUAUGAAGAUGACCUACUCAUUUGUAUUAACUCUGGUGAUACCUUCCACUCUUGGAACUUCUAUUCCAAUUCGAUUGAGUCGGCAAAAUUGUUUUCCCACCAUGUGACUUUUCUUUCACCCCAUUGGCAGUGACAUGAUAGGGGUAAAUCUAUUUAUAUCAAAAACAUAAUCAGUCAAAUUAUUCCAUCAUCAUUCAUCAUCACACCUUCACCACACUCGGUCGUUGUCAAUUUCAAUAACUAAGUAGGUACAGUCAUCUUGGGUAACUUUGAAUUUCAGGGUAACUUUGAACAGUGGAAAAAAUAUUGCACUAUGUUCAUUUUUCAAAAUUAGCUGAAUUAACAGAAAUUCUAACUUAACUGAAUGAUAGGGCAACUUUGUACAAAUUUUUACUGUUUAAAGUUACCCCGAAAAAUCAAAGUUAGCCAAGAUGUCUGAUUUAAGUACAUAAAUAUAACGUUUUUUCAUUCCCAAUGGGGGUUCUUAAGUAGAAGUAUUUGUACUUCAAUAAGAUUAUUUUAACUUAGGAAUAGGUAUCUUAGUUUUAUUGUAAAUGUAAAAACUAAAUCUAUUUUUAAUACUCAGCAUAAUCUGCCAAAAAUAUUUUUAACAAUUUCUCAUAAUAUUUGAAUUUACCAAACAUUUUGCCGUCAAUAACGAUUAUGUAAAAAACCUCUUGUAUCUAAAAAGUGCAAUACUUACUCUAAACUUUUAGUUUGACCGUUUCAUAUUUUGUUCAAUGUAAGUCAAUAUUUAUGUUUUAAGUGUAUGUAAGAAUUAAUUCAAUAAAAUAAUUUAUAAGUA
Ostrinia nubilalis (European corn borer) is the source of this 1936-nucleotide messenger RNA. RefSeq names its product protein obstructor-E-like. Gene Ontology annotation, cellular component: extracellular region. The coding region runs from base 181 to 924 and encodes 247 amino acids. The transcript has 6 exons. The record is from RefSeq and is a predicted model, not a curated record. Gene Ontology annotation, molecular function: chitin binding. Lineage: Eukaryota; Metazoa; Arthropoda; Insecta; Lepidoptera; Crambidae.